Adineta ricciae is the source of this 1896-nucleotide messenger RNA. The record is from the annotation of a GenBank genome assembly. NCBI's taxonomy places the organism in Eukaryota, Metazoa, Rotifera, Eurotatoria, Adinetida, Adinetidae.
AUGAACGCACAUCAGGUUUAUUACAAUAAUUCUUUACCACCACCACAACAGCAUUUGCACGUUCAGUCAUCAGCAUUCUAUCCGUCGGGAACAUUGAGCCACGUUCAACAUCAACAUGAUGUUAGCAAUUCGUCAUCGUCUGUGGCUUCGUCGUCAAGUUCACUGGAAUCGCCUCAUAGAACAGGAAAUCGUAAACGAUCGAGUAACAAACCUACUGGUUCAACUAAAACAAGCAUGAAACGGAAAGCUCCAAAUGAUAAUGACGACGAUGACGAUGAAGAAAACCAAUAUUAUUUACGCAAUGCUUCAACAUCAACUGUCCUCAUGUCAAACCAUACGUUUGAUAAUGACGGGACUAAUGACGAAGAUAGAGGGAAACAAGCUCGUGAAAACCAUUGUGAAAUCGAACGACGUCGUCGUGUGAAAAUGGCCACAUAUUUUACUGAAUUGUGCGAUAUGGUUCCAACCUGUUCAAAUCUAGCGCGUAAACCUGAUAAGUUAACUAUUCUUCGUAUGGCAGCACAGUUUAUGAAAACUCUUCGUGCUAAUAAUCAUCUAUUGUCCUCGAAUGCUAUUACGACGGCACAGCAGCAAGAUUCGCAUAAGCCAUCAUUUCUGAAUGAUCAAGAAUUAAAGUAUAUCAUGGUGGAAUCAUGUGAUGCUUUCCUAUUUGCACUAGAUUGUGACAAUCUGCACGUGAUCUAUGUGAGUGAUGCAAUACAGCAUAUCCUGUCAUAUGCAUGCCAAGAUUGGUAUUCCAAAUACUUCUUUGAUUUCAUACAUCCUGACGAUGUCGAAAAAGUACGUGAGCAAUUUAACUUACAACCACAAGAUGGUAGUUCAAAUGAUGGUAAUAGUGGUCGAGUUUUGGAUAUCAAAACUGGAACGAUAAAAAAAGAUGGUCACGGCUCAAAUACACGAUUAGGUAGCUCCAAGCGUUCAUUUAUCUGUCGUAUUCGUGUAAAUCCAACAAAUUCAACUGGCCAUACCUAUCGAAAUUCAUCAGUCAACCCAUUUACAUUACGUUGUCGUCAUCGAAUGUCGCUCGGACCGUCUAUCGAUGGGCAUCUCUACGAAGUUGUACAUGUCAGUGGUUAUAUUCGAAAUUUAAGCACUCACCAUCCAUCAUCGUCCACUAACAACAAUCAAGUAGCAUUUGUCGGUAUCGCUCGAGUACAAAAUUCAUUGGCAGCCAAUGUCAAUGAUCUGACAGCUCAUCCGCUAACAACAAUGAACUCAGUUACAACGGAAUUUACAUGCCGUUGUCAUCCCGAUACAGGCGAAGUUUUAUUUAUUGAUCAACGUUGUACUUCCAUUAUCGGCUAUGAAAGUCAGGAAUUAUUGCAUAAAUCAAUCUACGAACUAAUUCAUCCGAAUGAUCAAAUGAAUUUUCAAGAACUUUUUAAACGAACCGUCACACCAUCUAAAGAUCUUACUGAUGCACCUCAGCAUAUGACGGAUAUAAUGAUACUUUUCCGUACACACCUCGAGAAUAAAUAUAUAGCACUCAAAGCUUCCAUGUACGCCUUUUCCAAUCCCUGUUCAGAUCAAAUUGAAUUUGUUAUUCUCACAUUUCAAUCCAACCAAACAAUUACGCGAACAUCUGUCAUUGCCAAUACAACUGAUUAUCAUCAUUCAUCAUACGGGAUCUAUUCCCGACCAGAUACCAAUCCUACAAUACAAUAUCCAUCUCAAUCACUAACUACAUUCAAUAAGUCAGAAGAACAAGAAUAUCCCACUGUAAAUGAAAUUAACAAUGAACCAACGUAUGCGAGUAAUACUGGAGGAACAACGUGGACACCGGGAAAUGACAGCUGGAUAACAACACCCGAUGGAACAACUUCACAUGUCUCGAAUAAUCAGAACCAAGCAAAUCUUCCGCUGUAUCAUCAAUGA